This is a messenger RNA of Mucor mucedo, 526 nucleotides long. RefSeq lists its product as uncharacterized. The record is from RefSeq and is a predicted model, not a curated record. The transcript is spliced from 2 exons. Lineage: Eukaryota; Fungi; Mucoromycota; Mucoromycetes; Mucorales; Mucoraceae. The coding region runs from base 26 to 343 and encodes 105 amino acids.
ACACCAAUGGAAAGCAUUAACACCAAUGGAAAGCAUUACACUGUUGCAUCGUAUACAUCAUACACGUUUGGUUCACUGUGCUUUUCACAAUAGCAGGAGCUGUUCGUCAGCUUCUGAAUCAAGUGUCGUGCCAUCGUCAUUUAAGUAUCUCUUUCAUAUGUUAUUAUAUUAUUUGAUUUUUUAUGAGCCACCUGGCUUUAACAUUGUAGAGUACUUUAAAAAGAAUAAAGAAAGUGGUUCUUAUUAUUCUUUGGUAAGCUUAGUCAUUAUUCAACCAAUCGGUGUUAUAACGUUUUUGCGUACAUAUUGUCUGUUGCAACUGCCGCCGCUCAUCAAAUUAUAAGUUGUUAAACUCACUCUCCAACAAAUAUAUUUUUUACCAAAAUUAUUCAUGUCAUUGGGGACCGUAUGCACUGUAGAAAUAAUUUGCUCUCAAGAAAAAAGGAGAUCAUUUAGACAAAAGGUGUCAUAUUGAGAGCAUGGGUAAGACAGGAAAUUAUCUUUUAGACGGAAGACAAAUCUAGUA